CCUCCCGAGCGCCCCUGUCAGAUCGUGGCGGCCGGCCGCGCGCAGCGCUCGUUCCCUGCAGCCCGGGCGAGGCGGCUGGCGCGCGGGCACACCCCCACGUUCCUCCAGUUCCUCCGGCGUCGCUGCCUCCGCUCCGCCAGUCUCCGCUCCGCCCUGCCCGCCGCCGCGCGCCCGCCCGCCCGCGGGAACAUGGCACACGCGCCGGCACGCUGCCCCAGCGCCCGGGGCUCCGGGGACGGCGAGAUGGGCAAGCCCAGAAAGGUGGCGCUCAUCACUGGCAUCACGGGCCAGGAUGGCUCGUACUUGGCCGAAUUCCUGCUGGAGAAAGGCUACGAGGUCCAUGGCAUUGUUCGGCGAUCCAGUUCGUUCAACACGGGUCGGAUUGAACAUCUGUAUAAGAACCCCCAGGCUCACGUUGAAGGAAACAUGAAGUUGCACUACGGUGAUCUCACAGACAGCACCUGCCUGGUGAAGAUCAUCAACGAGGUCAAGCCCACGGAGAUCUACAACCUUGGAGCCCAGAGCCACGUCAAAAUUUCAUUUGACCUGGCUGAAUACACUGCAGAUGUGGAUGGAGUCGGCACUUUGCGGCUUCUGGAUGCAGUCAAGACCUGUGGCCUUAUCAACUCUGUGAAGUUCUACCAAGCCUCCACCAGUGAGCUUUAUGGGAAAGUGCAAGAAAUACCCCAGAAAGAGACCACUCCUUUCUAUCCUCGGUCCCCUUACGGGGCAGCCAAGCUCUAUGCCUACUGGAUUGUGGUGAACUUCCGUGAGGCAUAUAAUCUCUUUGCAGUGAACGGCAUUCUCUUCAAUCAUGAAAGCCCUAGACGAGGAGCUAAUUUUGUUACUCGAAAAAUUAGCCGGUCAGUAGCUAAGAUUUACCUUGGACAACUGGAAUGUUUCAGUUUGGGAAAUCUGGAUGCCAAACGAGAUUGGGGCCAUGCCAAGGACUAUGUCGAGGCCAUGUGGCUGAUGUUGCAGAACCACGAGCCAGAAGAUUUUGUCAUAGCAACUGGGGAAGUCCACAGCGUUCGAGAAUUCGUAGAGAAGUCAUUUCUGCACAUUGGGAAAACCAUUGUGUGGGAAGGAAAGAAUGAAAAUGAAGUGGGCAGAUGUAAAGAGACCGGAAAAGUUCACGUGACUGUGGACCUCAAAUACUAUCGACCGACUGAAGUGGACUUCCUGCAAGGAGACUGCACCAAAGCGAAACAGAAGCUGAACUGGAAGCCCCGUGUCGCUUUUGAUGAGCUGGUGAGGGAGAUGGUGGACGCAGACGUGGAGCUCAUGAGGAACAACCCCAACGCCUGAGCGCCCCGGGAGCCGAGCCGCCCCUGCCGACCUGUGGCCCCGCCUGGAAUCAGCUGGUUGGGGGCUGCGGGGAGAUCCGGGAGGGACAGGGACGCGCAAAUCCACAUUCCCGCGUGCUCCCCACUCGCCAUGGGCGGGCCCCUCGGGAUCUGGGGCUCGCUGAGGUUUGUAGCAGCCGGGAUGUGGCACUGCAGGGCUCACCCCGCUUUCCUUUUGUCGAGGCCUUCUCUGAAAGGGUUUGUGAAAUCAGCAAGAUGUUUGAAUCACAGGUUCACUUUACUUGAAAUUAUGUCCUUGGACAGCUGAAAUUAUGGGGCUUUCAAAUUCUUCUUUUCUUAUUAAAAAUAGCCUUUCUAUGAACCAGC
This is a messenger RNA of Talpa occidentalis (Iberian mole), 1673 nucleotides long. RefSeq names its product GDP-mannose 4,6-dehydratase (gene GMDS). The transcript has 11 exons. Lineage: Eukaryota; Metazoa; Chordata; Mammalia; Eulipotyphla; Talpidae. Gene Ontology annotation, molecular function: GDP-mannose 4,6-dehydratase activity. Gene Ontology annotation, biological process: GDP-mannose metabolic process. The record is from RefSeq and is a predicted model, not a curated record. Bases 190 to 1308 code for a protein of 372 amino acids.